CCUGCCGCCCCACGGCACUCGCGCGGCAGGCCGAGCGGGGCGGGCGGCUGCCCGAAGAUGCGCGAUGGCAGCGCCGCCGCCGGCCAGCGCCGCGUGCCGCACCACGGGCUCCACCUGCCUGCGCCCGCUCAGCGAGCUCCUGGGCAUCCCGCUGGACCAGGUGAACUUCGUGGCGUGCCAGCUCUCGGCCCUGUGCGCUGCUCUCUGGUUUCGCACCUACCUGUGUCCCGGGAAGACCAGUCCCGAUGUCAGGCACGCCUUUGCCAUCGUUUUCGGCAUCUAUUUCAUCAUCUUCUGUUUUGGCUGGUACUCGGUACAUCUCUUUGUGCUGGUGUUGGUGUGCUACGGAAUCAUGGUCACCGCGAGCGUAUCCAAUAUCCACAGGUACUCCUUUUGCGUAUCGAUGGGCUACCUUACGCUGUGCCACGUCAGCCGAAUAUACAUCUUCCACUAUGGAAUCCUCACGACAGACUUUUCUGGGCCUCUGAUGAUUGUCACUCAGAAGAUCACAACCUUGGCGUUCCAAGUUCACGACGGAUUAGGGCGAAGAGAGGAGGACCUCUCUGCUGAGCAACAUCGACUUGCUGUGAAAGUCAAACCCUCUUUUUUGGAAUACAUGAGCUACCUUCUCAACUUCAUGAGUGUCAUCGCUGGCCCGUGUAACAACUUCAAGGACUAUCUGGCCUUCAUCGAGGGGAGACAGACACACAUGAAGUUGCUCGAAGUGAACCGGAAGCAGAAAGGUUUGCACAGCCUGCCGGCGCCUUCUCCCACUGGAGCCGUGAUAUACAAGUUGGGCCUGACCCUCGUGUCUCUGCUUUUGUUUCUGACCGAGUGCUUCUGAAAGGGACAGUGGACGGACCGACUGCUCUGGUUUGUUCAUAAAGCAAACUUUUUGACUCGACUCUUCUACUUAUAUGUUGUCAUGCAAGCAUCAAAGCCCAAGUAUUACUUUGCCUGGACGUUAGCGGAUGCAGUGAAUAAUGCAGCUGGCUUUGGGUUCAGCGGAGUGGAUAAGAAUGGCAAUUUCUGUUGGGAUCUGCUUUCUAACCUAAACAUCUGGAAAAUUGAGACUGCCACAAGUUUCAAAAUGUACUUAGAAAACUGGAAUAUUCAGACAGCUACUUGGCUAAAGCGAGUGUGCUAUGAGCGGGUGCCACGCUACCCCACGGUGCUAACUUUCGUCCUCUCUGCCUUGUGGCACGGGGUCUACCCCGGAUACUAUUUCACCUUCCUAACUGGAACGCUUAUCACAGUGGCAGCCAGGACGGUAAGGAACCACUGCAGACAUUACUUCCUUUCUUCAAAAGCCCUCAAGGCGGCGUACGAUGUGGCCACCUGGGCCGCCACGCAGCUGGCUGUGUCUUACACGGUAGCGCCCUUUGUUAUGUUGGCAGUCGAGCCAACCAUCAGUUUAUACAAGUCCAUGUACUUUUAUUUACACAUUGUAAGUCUCCUGAUAGUGCUGUUUCUGCCAGUCAAGCCGCAAGCUCCUCGGCAGAGGCGGCCUCGGACCCUGAACUCUGUCAAUAAGGAGAAAGCAGACUGACACCUCCCGCAAGCUGAAAGAGUGAAAGCGUCGUAAGAAGAGGUCAGCGGCUCUAGGUGCCCCGGAGACUCGGAGGUGAUGUUUACAUGCUUCUUUUCAUGUGCAGGGAGUAUUUUAUAAAGCCUUUUGUACCAUUAAACCUGCCACGUCCAGUCACUUCGAUAUUCAUAGACGCUCCAGUGGCGUGGAGAUGUGCCGAGGCGCGGGAGCUGCCAGGGAGCCCACUGUGCGCGGCCGGGUCCUGCUCUCUGGUGAUUGACACCCUGAAAUCUGGGUGUUGGGACCUGACACCUGCCCCAGAAGUUAGAAGAAGGUGCCUGAGGAGAGGACACGUCUUCCAGAACACCCCCCCCCAUGUGGUCGUCGCUCAGGAAGCCCCAGACCCUGUGGCUUGUGACUCGACUGUCCCAAACACAGUUAACGGCCCUCUGACGACCCUGGGGGAGGCCGGCGGCCGGGACCUGGGAGCUGGAGGAGCCGUCGGACGCUCUCGAGCAGACAGCAGUCAGUCAGGUCCCGAGGCAGGCACACCUUUCCCCCAGGGGGUAACUCUCCCCUUUGUGUUUCUGAGCUGAGCUGAGACAAGUCAGGAGUCUCCUGCACAUGUGUGCUGGGAGCCCGGGAGGGCACCACUGCUGUCCACGGACUGUCCACUCACGUGUCUCAUCUGCUUGUCCGGGAAUGGCCCUGCGAAAACACCCAAACGUUCACACCGAAGGCAGUGCAGAAUGUUUUUUAAAGGAACGAUUUCCCAGAGAAGUUUAAAGUCAGGCAGAGGCAUGGCUGAGAACAGCAGACGUUUCGCUCUCCCCUCGGUCGCAGAGGUGUCUGUGCUCACAGCCAUGAGGCGCACGUGGCUGACUUUCACAUUCCCAGGUUCAAGGCCCGAUUAAAUCUUUUAGUUGAAUCAUCAUUUUGAAAAGCAGGACUUGAAGGACACCUUCUGUCCUAAGAGUGUACCAUGGCUCUAGCUGGAGGACGUCUAUGUGGGAGAAAGAAACAUGUUAUUAAAAGUUGUGGAAAAUAAUAA
Manis javanica (Malayan pangolin) is the source of this 2579-nucleotide messenger RNA. RefSeq names its product membrane bound glycerophospholipid O-acyltransferase 1 (gene MBOAT1). Gene Ontology annotation, cellular component: membrane. NCBI's taxonomy places the organism in Eukaryota, Metazoa, Chordata, Mammalia, Pholidota, Manidae. The record is from RefSeq and is a predicted model, not a curated record. Gene Ontology annotation, biological process: lipid modification. Gene Ontology annotation, molecular function: acyltransferase activity.